AUGGGUAGAGGAAAGAUUGUGAUCCGAAGGAUUGACAAUUCAACAAGCAGGCAAGUGACUUUCUCAAAGAGAAGGAAUGGAUUGUUGAAGAAGGCUAGGGAGUUAUCGAUCCUUUGCGACGCUGAAGUCGGAUUGAUUAUCUUUUCCAGCACCGGCAAGCUCUAUGAUUAUGCCAGCACUAGCAUGAAAUCUGUUAUCGAACGCUACAAGAAGCAAAAAGAAGAAUAUCAUCAAUUGAUGAAUCCUGCUUCAGAAGUCAAGUUUUGGCAAAAGGAGGCAGCAAGCUUGAGGCAACAACUACAAUACUUGCAAGACUACCACAGGAAAUUGAUGGGAGAAGAACUAUCUGGUUUAAGUGUCAAAGAUCUACAGAACCUGGAUAACCAACUUGAAAUGAGUUUGAAAGGUGUCCGCAUGAAAAAGGUAUGA
Molecule: messenger RNA, 429 nt
Organism: Theobroma umbraticum
Lineage: Eukaryota; Viridiplantae; Streptophyta; Magnoliopsida; Malvales; Malvaceae
Product: MADS-box transcription factor 23-like
Biological process (GO): positive regulation of transcription by RNA polymerase II
Cellular component (GO): nucleus
Molecular function (GO): DNA-binding transcription factor activity; RNA polymerase II transcription regulatory region sequence-specific DNA binding; protein dimerization activity
Source: RefSeq, a predicted model, not a curated record